ACGCUACAAGAUUCUCAAGGCAGUGACUCCUGCGUCUUUGCUGAGACUCCCAUCCGCAUGGGCGUACUUCACCACGACGGCCUGCUUCUCGGCGUCGGAGCACCGUGCCAUGAUGCAAGUGCUGCCCCUCAUCUUCGACCUCCCCAAGCGCGACGAUAUUCGAGAUGCCAUCACGCUCAUGUCGGACUGGUACAAGGAGUUUAUCCGGGCUGAGUAUCACACCGAUGCCUCGCUAGAGCGCAUGGAGGAGGUCUCCUGCGAGAUGGUCGAUGCGCUUGUUCUAGCAUUCGACAACCAGAAGUCGAAGUGGCUUAUUAUCAAGGUACAUCUUGUCUCGCACCUGCCACCGACGAUCCGUGCACGGGGAUUGCCACAGGAGUACUCGUCGAACCGGUACGAGCAGUCCCACAAGACAACAGUGAAGCGCCCUUCCCGCGGCACCAACUGGAAGGGUGUGGAAGAUCGAAUUGUGAAGAAGCAUAUCGAGCAGGCCGUUGUUCGACAGCUGUCACGGGCUUCCGGCGGGGACAAAACCUACGAGACAGCCAUGAAGGAGGCUUGCACGCUUGGGCGUCGGGUGCUGACUAAGACACACAAGAAGAUGACCGUGGGGCAGAUCACGGAUGGUGUGUUCAGGAGCUAUGUCCUUGUUCACGGAGAUGAAGCGAUGGGCUACUUGAAGAAGCGGCUGGCCAGGGAGGGAAUCCACGACCAAGUGCUAAAU
Closterium sp. Naga37s-1 is the source of this 724-nucleotide messenger RNA. The record is from the annotation of a GenBank genome assembly. NCBI's taxonomy places the organism in Eukaryota, Viridiplantae, Streptophyta, Zygnematophyceae, Desmidiales, Closteriaceae.